Molecule: messenger RNA, 2226 nt
Organism: Anopheles maculipalpis
Lineage: Eukaryota; Metazoa; Arthropoda; Insecta; Diptera; Culicidae
Gene: Reph
Product: midnolin homolog
Exons: 5
Coding region: 312-2147 (611 amino acids)
Source: RefSeq, a predicted model, not a curated record
AAAAAGAAAGCGCGGAGGUGGAAAGCGCACGGGAAAGCACGCACGGUCGCAGAAGUGAGAAGAAUCGUGUUCGCGUCCACCGGUAUAAGGAAGGACGUUCAAAGUGCAUCUUCACCGUGCAGGACAUCAGCGGCCUCGACGUCGAGGACGAAAACGUUGGCGGAGCAGGUGGUGGAAAGCAGGACGGCGAGGUAGUAGGAGUGGGCGGGAAGCGGCUGGUUGUGGUGGCGGCGGUGGCAGCAGCAGCAAGCGGAACACGUACGAGGCGGAGGUGCAAGGUGGCGUCGGGGAAACGGGCAGCGAACCAAACUAUGCUCAAGUAUCUAACGCACAAGCUCCGUACACAAUCAAUCAACGAUGAGAAUCAUGUCAAUGAGAAGAUUGACGGUCACGACUCGGGCACCGAGUCCGACGGUGACCUGGAGCAGGAAGACGACCUGAUACAGGAGCACGAGAUGGAGCUAAGUUUAAGUUCCCGGCAGGACACCGUUUCACCGUCCGAUACGGCCUGCUCCUCUGAGUCGCCUGCGUUUCUCGGUCCGUCCUCCUCGCACUUGCUGUUGUACGAUCAGAACAGCUCCGAGGAGGAGCUGGAGGUGAUAAAUGGCGGUGCGGGCGAUGUGGGUAGCUGUGCCAUCGAGGUGGGGAGUGUCAGUGGUGUGCCUAGCCGGCUGAGUGGGGGUAUCGCCAGUAUAUUACCCAUCAUGAACCCUCACGCGGUUGAUGACGAUGAGGAGGACGAGGAGGAGGAGGAGGAAGAGGAGGAAGACGAUGCCACCGAAGAUAUUGUGGAGGAUGACGUGGACGAGGAUCGGGACUAUGUGUCACCAGGGACGGCCACAACACCGACAGCGAUGGGAUCAACGGCAGCGACAAUCAUCGAAAGUGUGACGGGUGGUGGAAGUGGAAGAGGAGCCGGUGCCAUGGAUACGAGCAGCAGCACCCCGAGCAGCAACAGCAGCAGCAGUAUUGUACGGGGCCAGUUCAUGGUAAUUGGUGGUGCGUGUGACGACAGUGGCGCGGAGCCGUUGGACGAUUUUGCGGAGGAGUUGUCGAGCCUGACAGCGGUCCCGAACGUGUCCCUGACACCGUCGUCGACCACCAAACUGAUCUCAGCGGGGACCGGCAAACGAUUGGGCAGUGUGAGCAGUUUGUUGGAGAAGCGUAAACGAUCCCUAGCGCACAAUUCGGAUGAUGAGGUCCGCUUUCUGCUCGAACAGCAACAGCAGCAACCGACCCAGCAGCAGCAACAACAGACCCUUCAUCCACUCGCACAUCAAUAUCAUCAUCAUCAUUCGCUGCGUCAACAGCACCACCAUCACCAUCAUCAGGAGCAGCAGCUACAUCACCAUCACCAGGACGAGCUGCAGCCGGAAGAGACGCCACUCUCGGCACCGGUCAAUUUUCGUACGUCACCACCUCUAGAAGCUUUAAAACCACACCGUGGCCAUAUUCUGCAACGCUCGACGACGCCACUGGUGUUGAGCGAGGGGAGCGGUGCUCCCACCGGCACCAACGGACUAUUACCGUCGGCCGGAUCUUCACUAUUGUCGUCGGCGGCUUCGUCUCUCUCGUCGCUGAGCGGCACCGGUAUUAGCGGAUUUUAUGGUCCCGGUAGCAGCAGUAGCAACAACAACAACAGUAACGGUGUUAAUGGUGGUGGUGGUGCCGGUGGCCUUCGUUUCGGUCUCGUCCGACGCACCAUUGGCUGUGAUAGUCCUUUGACUGCUGUGUGCCAUCGCAACAGCACCAAUCCGCCACUACACGGCGGUGGCGCCAGCAGCCUUGGAUCCGGUCUUAGUACAACAACUCGAACAUCAUCAUCAUCCACGCCAUCGUCACUGUCGUCGGCACCGGCCUCGCUGGUGCGGCUCGGUGCGGGCACGGGUGGCAGCCCCGAACCGAGCGGUGGCCCAACCAUAGUAACUAAUAUGGACAUCAGCCGGUCCGUUAGUCCGCCGGCGAAGAUGUUCCACUGUGCCGUGUCACCGCGGCGGCGCCAGUCUCGCCAUCAGCAGCAGCGACUGCAGCGUCCACAUAGGCCAUGCUUAGAUUUCGAUAAAAUGCAACAGCUUAAAGCACGUUCUGUGACUACCUGGCGGCACAGCAACGAGCACUCGGGUGAACUGUCCGUCUUUUGCUGGUGAUGAUGAAUGAUGAUGGCUGCCUCCACCAGUCGUGGCCAUCAGCAUUCGUCAUCGUCGUCAACAUCAGGGCGGCGUGCUG